This is a messenger RNA of Pteropus alecto (black flying fox), 3862 nucleotides long. RefSeq names its product ring finger protein 141 (gene RNF141). The record is from RefSeq and is a predicted model, not a curated record. Gene Ontology annotation, biological process: protein autoubiquitination. Gene Ontology annotation, molecular function: ubiquitin-protein transferase activity. The coding region runs from base 196 to 888 and encodes 230 amino acids. NCBI's taxonomy places the organism in Eukaryota, Metazoa, Chordata, Mammalia, Chiroptera, Pteropodidae. The transcript is spliced from 6 exons.
GGCAACGCGCUGGGGGCGGGGCUAUUGCGUCACUGAGGUGCGACAGGGUCGUGGGCUGAGCCAGGAAGGCCACAGCCCGUGGGUUCGAGCGGCGGGCUGAGGCAGGCGCUGGUUACGCCGAAAGUGCGAUGUCUUGAACCUGGGAAACUAUGUGAAGCAACACUUUUUCUGGAUUUCAGAAGAUAUCAUUUCAUCAUGGGACAGCAAAUUUCGGAUCAGACGCAGUUGGUUCUUAACAAGUUACCAGAAAAAGUUGUAAAACAUGUCACACUAGUUCGAGAAAGUGGCUCCUUAACUUAUGAAGAAUUUCUUGGGAGAGUAGCUGAACUUAAUGACGUAACUGCUAAAGUGGCUUCUGGCCAGGAAAAACAUCUUCUCUUUGAGGUACAACCUGGGUCUGAUUCCUCUGCCUUUUGGAAAGUGGUUGUACGGGUGGUUUGUACCAAGAUUAACAAAAGCAGUGGCAUUGUAGAAGCAUCACGGAUCAUGAAUUUGUACCAGUUUAUUCAACUUUAUAAAGAUAUCACAAGUCAAGCAGCAGGAGUAUUGGCACAGAGCUCCACUUCUGAAGAUCCUGAUGAAAACUCAUCAUCUGUGACAUCUUGUCAGGCUAGUCUUUGGAUGGGAAGGGUGAAGCAGCUGACUGAUGAAGAGGAGUGUUGUAUCUGUAUGGAUGGUCGAGCUGACCUCAUCCUUCCUUGUGCUCACAACUUUUGUCAAAAGUGCAUUGAUAAAUGGAGUGAUCGACAUAGGAAUUGCCCUAUUUGUCGCCUGCAGAUGACUGGAGCAAAUGAAUCUUGGGUGGUGUCAGAUGCACCCACUGAAGAUGAUAUGGCUAACUAUAUUCUUAACAUGGCUGAUGAGGCAGGCCAGCCCCAUAGGCCAUGACCUUCGAGUGUAGUGUUCUGUUGCUAUUGUGGGCCACAAACACUUUGGUCAUGGGGGAAGAAUGCAGGGAUGUUGUGGCACAGGCACAGAGAAAUCAAUUUUCCCCACCCUCUUAUUUCUGCUAUUCUGACAGUUUGUCUUCUUUCUUUUGAUAAAUUUUUCAUGUCUUCCAUUUAUGGUAAACUAAAAUUUGCUAAUGUUUCGAACCAUAUUUUCCUAUUAUUUAUCUGUUCUAAUAUACAUUAGAACUAAUUGCUCUUGAAUCCUUUGCUGAGGUAAUAGUGACAUUCCCAGAGGCUUCUGAAACACUACUAAAUUUCAGGAUAGGAGUAUUCUGGAAUCUGUUUAGUUAGGUUUAAAAUAAACCUUGAAUGUUAAAAAGUUGUAGCCAUCUGAGAGAAAAUUUUAAAUGACUGAAAAUGUAGACUACAUCAAAGUGUGUGUUACUACUUAAAUUAGUCUUCCUGCUGGAAUCUAGGAGUAUGUAUGCCCUCUUGUGGUUAAUUAGUGCUCCUUUAAUAAUUUUUACUUGAAAUGAUCAAAUGAUCCACAGUUAUUUCAUAACUUUAGCAGUGUGUUUGGAACUACAUGUUCUUUACUUAAAAGCCUUUCCCCACCACCCCAUGCCCCCCAAUGCUUUAUAAUUUGGGUGAGGAUUGUAAGUUGGGCAAGACUUUGCCUUAUAAAUGGAUUUCUGUUUGGGAGAAUCUUCUUGGCUGUUCUAGAAAUGCUUUCCCACAGCUGGGAGACUAUUCUAAAUAGCUUUUGAUAAUGCUCAUGCAUCUUGGAGUUUCAGAAGGAAAUUUUUCAUCACAGAUCCUAAACUUUAUAUGUCCAAAUUAUGAAAAGUCAUUCAAUAUUGGUUUAUGGUGCUUUUAUUUUCUGAACUUGAAGGCAUCUUUCUGAGGUAAAAUCCUCAAACUUCUUAGAUUUAGAAUAAAAUAGGAUGUAGCCUUUUAACCAUAUGUACAUAAAACAUCUCUGAAAAUUAGGAGAUAAUUUGGCUUUCUUGCUGUUUUCCUCUACUUCCUUUGAAAUACUUCGAAAGAUGGAAUUAUAAUGUUCACUAAUAGCACUUCAACCAUUUUUUAAAAUUUUUCUGUCAAUUCGUUUUAUGUUAAACAUUAAUAUUUCAGCAUAUAAUAAAACUAGGGCCUGAUGUCUCCUUUUAAAAAUACAUUAACAUUCCAUGUAACUUUUCUGACUAUUGGUAAAUUGCAAAUAUUAUUAUUUUCCAAAGUACCAAAGUAUACGAUUUAAGUGGCAGAAUUUUUGGAUACUAGGAUUUUAAUAGGUGUGCAAAUUAAAUAAUUCAUUUCUAGGAAAAAUGUCUGACCAAAGGUAGCUUGAUUUCCCCCAAAAUACUGAUAACUAAUUGGUUGACAUUCAUGAUGAGGGCAGUACCAAGUAGCUACUCACUCACUAAGGGUGUUUAUGUAGAGAGUAUGGGAGCUCUAUCAUAUCAACCUGGCAAUGCACUUUAUGUUUGUGUGACAUUGAGAAUAUCCUUUCCUCUGGUUUGUAGGUUAAUACUUUAGACACUGAGACUUUAUCAGCAGUUUUCACACUUUAUUUCAGAAGUAGAAUCUUUAUCCAAGCAAAAUCUGACUCGUAACCCCUAUAUACAUGUGUUGCACACGUGUGCAUGUGUGCACACACACCUUAUACCACUAUAUCAAAGUCACAUUUUAUUGGUAUAAAUUUAUUUAUAUAAACUUCAUAUAAUACUAAAUAUUAUAAAGUCAGCCAAUGAAAACAAGUAUUAAUGCAUUGAUGAUAUCCAAAGUGAUAUCCAGUAUAUUAGAAUUUGGUAAAACAGUUGUAUGAUGGGAUUUGUUUUUUUUUUUUUAAUUUUUUUUUUUUCCCCAAAAAAAAAAAAUGUUUUUUAACUAAAUUCAAGUCAAAUUUGCAAAACCUUGAUUCUCCUCCAUGGAUUGUUAAUAUUCCAUGAACAUAUUUUGAAAACCUUAGGAUAAAUGAUUCUCUGAGAUCUUUUACAGCUCUAAGAUUUUAAAUUGUCCUUUUGGUUAGAUUUGCUGAGUCUAAUUCAGAUUGCUUAAUGUAAGAAUGUUUCUAAAAAUGAACAAAGUUGCUUUACAGGUUUUUAGCCAAUGAUUUUAUCCUUCAGAAUCCUUCACCUCUUGAGGAAUUAUUUAACAGUGAGCACAGUAACUUGAUAUUGCCCAAACCUUUCUAUUUUCUAAUAUGAGCUCCAAGACACUAACUGAAUCUACUGUGAAAUAGAAAAUGUUUUUUAUUAGCCUUAUCUAAUAAAUGAGCACAGGUUUUUGCUCACUCCGUUAAACUGGGUGAUAAUUCUUUAGAUGUGAAUGUUAGGUUAUGUUGUAAUAACUAAUCGUAAAAGUUGUAAAUUUGUUUAAUGGAUGAAAUGUACACUUUUUGUAUUCUGUACAGCUUUGUCUUUUUUAAUUAUGAAGUACUUAAAUGCACUUACUAUAAUAGGAAAUAUAUAAUGUGUGCCUUCUAGGAUUUGUGAAAUGGUUUCAUGAACUAUAAGGAAUUUGUUUUAUAAGUUAUGAAGUUUUCCAUAUCCUAACUCAGUAACAUAAGAGGUUAACUCAUCUUAUAAUGCUACAGAACUUUAGUUUAAGAAAAUGGCUUUGACUACUGAAUUCAGAAAUUGAGAAUAACAUUAUCUGUUUUAGUCUUAGGGUAAACUGAUAUAUUGUGCAAUAAAUAAUCUUUAGCAAGUAAAUUUUAGUUAAUUGAAGAGAUUUUUUUUAUGUGAUUUUACAUUCUUAAAUACUAAAUGUUUAUAUUCUUUAGAAGAGUAUUUUCUAUUGUGCUCUGGGGGUUGUGAUGUUUGUGUGCUGUGUUUUAAAAUUCAUUUCAAAUGGGAUUUGAUUUCCUUAUAUCUAAUAUAUACCUGAUUAAUAAGGCUGCUUGAAAAUAUCAUUUGAUUCAGUGGUUUUUAACAUGAGAAGUUGGAGUCAUUAAAAGGCAGUCUGAAGAA